CCAAAAAACAGUUCAGUUUAAGAAAUCCACAAAAACUAAACAUUUAGAACAAAAUGAAAUUCACCAUUGUUCUCCUUGCCUGCCUGUUCGCCGUUGCCUUCGCCAACGAAGAAGCCGAUGUCGUUAAGGAAUUCCGUGAAGUCAACAAGGAAGACUUCAAAUAUGGCUACGAAUUGACAAACAAAAUCCGUGCUUUCCAAGAAGGUCAUUUGGAGGAUGAAAAAACCUGGAUUGUCAAGGGUGAAUACGAGUUCGUCACCAAGGAUGGCAAACACGUCAAAGUGACCUACACCGCCGAUGACUACGGUUACCAUCCCAAAGUAGAACAUUCCGAAUAA
Musca domestica (house fly) is the source of this 338-nucleotide messenger RNA. RefSeq names its product larval cuticle protein 9. The coding region runs from base 54 to 338 and encodes 94 amino acids. The record is from RefSeq and is a predicted model, not a curated record. The transcript is spliced from 2 exons. NCBI's taxonomy places the organism in Eukaryota, Metazoa, Arthropoda, Insecta, Diptera, Muscidae.